AUGCUUCCCGUUGUUUUGUUACUGUUCAAUGUGGUGAUACAGUUGCAUGGAUCGAAUUUCUGGAAGAUCGUGGAGCAACUUCCUGACGAAACUCAGUUAAUGUUCGAAAAACACUUUUACUAUGAUCACGAUGGGCGCGUAUAUCGGAUUGAAGGUGAUCGAAAUCCUCCGGAUCAACCGGACGCUGCCGAUGUUUGGCUGGCGGAUAACUUUGUCCCCGACGAUGAUGGCCGGAUGUAUUCGUUAGCUGGAGAUUUCGAUUAUGCUCCAUUUUUUGAUGCUGAAAGAGAUACCGUCUUCCGUUUGUACACCAGAGAUAGCUCGGACUACGAAAUACUCAGAGUUAAUGACACGAGCUCGAUUAUACGAUCAAGGUUCAACGUCAGCCAUCCAACCAGAUUCACGAUACACGGGUUCGGUAGUAACGGAGAUGGAUUGAGUAGCUCUUUGAUCCGGGAUCAGUACUUUGUUCUGGGAGAGUUCAAUGUCGUUGUCGUGGAUUGGAGUGGUGGAUCGGGGCUGGGUAUGUACCUUACAUCGUACUUCCAAGUGCGGCGACGAGUUGCAGCAGUAGGUAAAGUUGUUUCGCAGCUCAUUGAUACACUCGUUCAAGCUACCGAGAUAUCACUGAACGAAAUCAGCAUCGUAGGAUUCAGUUUAGGGGCUCACAUAGCCGGAAAUGCAGGAAAAGCGCAGUCAGGUCGCAUCCGAACUAUCAUCGGACUAGAUCCUGCAAGACUUUUGUUCAGUGAACAGGACAGUGACAUUCUAUCCAGUCAGGACGCCCAAUACGUUGAAGUGCUUCACACCAGUUCCUUCGGAUACCCAUUCCCAAUCGGAACGUCGGAUUUUUACGCCAACGGAGGAGUUUUCUAUCAACCGGGCUGCUUUUUCGAGGGAUACAUUGGUUGUUCGCAUUCACGUGCUUACUUUUACUACGCGGAGUCGAUAACAAGCCAGGUGGGGUUUUGGGCACGGAAAUGUGCGCAACUCACUGUGAACCUGUUCGAUGUAACGUGUGAUGGCCAAAACGGGACGAUGGCACGGAUGGGCGGUGAACCUCCCAAUACGGAAACGGACGCUUGCGGUUCAUAUCAGUUCGAAACAAAUUCAGCGGCACCGUUUGCCAAAGGCCGAUGA
This is a messenger RNA of Uranotaenia lowii, 1140 nucleotides long. RefSeq names its product pancreatic triacylglycerol lipase-like. Bases 1 to 1140 code for a protein of 379 amino acids. Lineage: Eukaryota; Metazoa; Arthropoda; Insecta; Diptera; Culicidae. Gene Ontology annotation, biological process: lipid metabolic process. Gene Ontology annotation, molecular function: lipase activity. The record is from RefSeq and is a predicted model, not a curated record. The transcript has 2 exons.